AUGGCAAAAACCCUUGGUGCAGUAAUACGUGAAAUCGGUCCCCGAAAGGUAUUUGGUAUAGUCACAGACAAUGCAGCAAACAUGAAAGCUGCUUGGGCCUUGAUUGAAAAUGAUUUUGAUAAUAACAUUUUUACCUAUGGAUGCUUUGCUCAUUCUCUUAAUUUAAUAUUUACCGAUCUCAAAAAUUUAACAAGUCUGAAAUCGUUUACUGCCGAGGCUGUUGCCCUUACAAAGGCCAUCCGACAAAGCCACAUAUUAUCUGCGUGGGUAAAGGAAAAACAAAACGAAUUAAAAAUAAGUUGCAGUCUUAAACUCCCAGUGCCUACCAGAUGGGGAUCAUUAGACCGGGUACAAGGAUACAUUAUGCUUCUGGAGCCAAUUGCUAACACAAUUACCUCUGUAGAAGGUGACACACCAACGAUUUCAAAAUGUCUGCAUUUAUUUAAAAAAAUGGUUAACACCUCAUUAGAAAAUGUCACUAAAAGUCCAUUGUUAUUAAAAGAGGAAGCAGAUACAAGGGCAAUUUUUGAAAAUCGGAAGAAGUUUGCUAUUUAUAGUGUUCAUUUUGUAGCUAACCUUUUGGAUCCAAAAUAUCGUGGCUGCGAACUUAGCUCAGAUGAGAUGACUGAUGCGACAGAAGUCAUAUACAAGGUAGCACAGAAGAUGCCAGAUGUCGAUGAAGCAGCCGUCUUAGCUGACGUUGUCAAUUUUAUUGCAAAAGAAGGACUAUUCAAAAAGGCUUUUCUAUGGAAUGAGGACACAAUUGCAGCUAUCAGCCCUAUUGCCUGGUGGAGUGGUCUUUGCUCAAAUACCGCACUCUCAAGUUGGCGAUUCGUUUUCUAGAGUUGCCAGCGACAUCACCAGCAUGUGAAAGAUCCUUUUCUUCAUAUUCGGGAAUUCACACCAACAAGAGAAACAGGCUGACCAAUACUCGAGCGUCAAAAAUCGUGUAUGUGGCUCAUAAUUUAAAAUUAAUGGCUGAACUACAGCCAAGUGAAUCAUCCAGUUCAGAAUCAAUUGCUGGCCCUAGCUUCACAGUCAAUCCUGCAUUAGAAUCUGAACCGGAACCAAUGAUAAUAUCCAAUUCAGAUCAGUCGGAGUCUGUCUUUGAAAGUGAUGAAGAGGAAGCUUCAGAGUCUGAAGAAAAUGCAGAUAGCGACGGGACGGAUCAGUGUUCAUUUAAGGGAUUCGGUUAAUUAAUUGAACCUUUUCAAUCAUUAAGACGUUGUUUUUUUUAUUUGAUAAAUUUUUAUUACUUAUUUUUGCUUUGAUUUUGCAAGUUAACGAAUAAACUCUUCUUAUUUUGUUUAUA
Diabrotica virgifera virgifera (western corn rootworm) is the source of this 1312-nucleotide messenger RNA. RefSeq lists its product as uncharacterized. Lineage: Eukaryota; Metazoa; Arthropoda; Insecta; Coleoptera; Chrysomelidae. The record is from RefSeq and is a predicted model, not a curated record. The transcript has 2 exons. Bases 1 to 843 code for a protein of 280 amino acids.